AUGUAUCCCCGUAUCUAUCCACGUAUCUAUUCACGUAUCCAUCCACACAUUCUUCCACAUAUCAAACCACAUAUCUAUCCACGUAUCUAUCCACGUGUCCAACCACGCAUCAAUCCACGUAUCUGUUCACGGUUCACUACACGUAUCAAACCACCUUUCUAUCCACGAAUAAAUCCGCGUAUCUAUCAACGUAUCUAUCCACAUAUCAAUCCACGUAUACAUCCACGCAUCCAUCCACGGAAUAUAUCAAAGUAUCUAUCCCCAUAUCUGUCUACUUAUCUAUUCACCUAUCCAACGACACAUACUUCCACAUAUCCAAACACUUAUCUAACCACGUAUGUAUCCACAUAUCUAUCCACGUGUCCAACCACGUGUCUAUCCACGUAUCUCUCCACAUAA
Molecule: messenger RNA, 399 nt
Organism: Trichobilharzia szidati
Lineage: Eukaryota; Metazoa; Platyhelminthes; Trematoda; Strigeidida; Schistosomatidae
Source: the annotation of a GenBank genome assembly